Molecule: messenger RNA, 1038 nt
Organism: Exophiala xenobiotica
Lineage: Eukaryota; Fungi; Ascomycota; Eurotiomycetes; Chaetothyriales; Herpotrichiellaceae
Exons: 3
Coding region: 1-1038 (345 amino acids)
Source: RefSeq, a predicted model, not a curated record
AUGAGCAUCACGAACCCCGAUCAAUUUCACGGGGAGUUUUUACCCCACGAUUCCCUGACCGGAGAAUUGAAGACAUUGAACAUCUGCUUCAUUGCUGUCACCUCAGUAUUCAUCGGCCUCCGACUAAUUGUGCGGGCCUUUGUCGUCAAGCAUGUUGCCGCGGAUGACUACCUCAUGGUGGCAGCUGGGCUGUUUGCCACCGCAUUCUCUGCCAUGGCUAUAGUCGGGGUACGGUAUGGCCUUGGGAGGCAUGUAUGGGACCUACCACAGGAUCUGGAUCUCGUCGAGAAGAUCAAGAAGACCAUCCAAACACUGUGGAUAUGCCAGGUCAUGUACGUGACGGCCCUCAUGCUUGUCAAGAUGAGCAUCGUCGUCUCCUACAUUCGUGUCUUCCCUACGACGACCUUCCGAAGAACCAUGUACGCUCUCAGCGCCGCCAUCCUUGGUGUAUGGAUCUGCAGUAUCCUGGUCACCAUCUUCCAAUGCAAGCCGGUCCAGGGCGCGUGGGACUUCACACUGCCGAGAAACUGUCUCCCAAUCGUCAACUUCUACUACUUCUCGACUGCGUUCUCCAUCUUCACCGACUUCUUGCUCUGUACCCUACCGUUGCCCGUGUUCUGGAGACUCAACCUACCACGGCGGCAGAAGUACGUGGUGUCAAUGCUCUUCGCGAUCGGCCUUUUCGCGACCGUGGCCUCGGCCCUGCGCAUCAGUGUUCUCGAGGGGGUCGAGAGUCUCGACGUGACGCAAGGCUCGGUACCCACAAUGAAGUGGUCCGUUGUCGAAGUGGGCACAGGCAUCAUCUGCGCCUGCAUCCCUUGUUUCAAACCUCUCUUCAAGAAUUGGCUGCCAGACAGAACCUCGCACAACGGCUCAGCAGGCCGUGUCAGUGGACGCGCCAACCAUUCCCCCAGGCUCGGCACAAGUCAUUCAGAGGCCCACGAGCUUACCAAGGCCCCAGAAGGUUGGUCGUCUUUACCACCAGCCGCCACAAGGAUCAAAGCCGGUCCUGUUGUCACGACCAAGAAUUUCAUCUGA